UCUCACUCACAGCGUCUCAAAGUAUCGAGGAAGAAACCCUUCCGCGAACACCAUUGAUUUGUUACCAAAAAACCAAAUUUGAAGGAAGAAGAUGGCGAACCCGAAGGUUUUCUUCGACAUACUGAUUGGGAAGAUGAAAGCCGGCCGAAUCGUGAUGGAACUAUUUGCAGAUGUGACCCCCAAAACGGCGGAGAACUUUCGGUGCCUCUGCACGGGUGAGAAAGGGAUUGGAAAAUCGGGAAAGCCACUGCAUUACAAGGGCUCGGCCUUCCAUCGAAUUAUCCCGAACUUCAUGUGCCAGGGUGGGGAUUUCACGAGGGGUAAUGGAACUGGAGGGGAAUCGAUCUAUGGAUUGAAGUUUGAAGAUGAGAACUUCAAGGUCAAGCACACUGGACCUGGUGUCCUGUCCAUGGCGAAUGCUGGACCCAACACCAAUGGUUCCCAGUUCUUUAUAUGUACCGAUAAGACAUCAUGGCUUGAUGGAAAGCAUGUUGUGUUCGGGAAGGUGGUUGAUGGUUACAGCGUGGUGAAGGCAAUGGAGAAUGUGGGUUCAGAUAGCGGGACGACUUCUUCAACUGUUGUCAUUGAAGACUCUGGCGAGAUAACAGAGAACUGAUCCUCUUUGUUUCUCUUUCAAGAUUCGUUUUU
Molecule: messenger RNA, 648 nt
Organism: Telopea speciosissima
Lineage: Eukaryota; Viridiplantae; Streptophyta; Magnoliopsida; Proteales; Proteaceae
Product: peptidyl-prolyl cis-trans isomerase CYP19-3
Exons: 2
Coding region: 92-616 (174 amino acids)
Biological process (GO): protein peptidyl-prolyl isomerization; protein folding
Molecular function (GO): peptidyl-prolyl cis-trans isomerase activity
Source: RefSeq, a predicted model, not a curated record